Molecule: messenger RNA, 1691 nt
Organism: Linum tenue
Lineage: Eukaryota; Viridiplantae; Streptophyta; Magnoliopsida; Malpighiales; Linaceae
Source: the annotation of a GenBank genome assembly
AGAAAGCUCUACCCGGCGGGUUAGGAGUUGGUAUAGGGUAAACCCGCACCCGACCCUACCCAUUGCCAUCCCUACGUGCAAGCCUAACUUCCUACGGAGCAAGUUCCCACCGUCCAUUCCUCCCGCAGUCCAAGCCCAGAACGUCGUCAGAAAAUGCGCCAGUUUAGUUCUUCGAAAACAUUCCUCGCCGCCGCCGGCCGUCGCUCCCACUCCAGCGCCGUGAACUCCGCCGGUCUUGUCACUUCCCUCCUCAAAUCUCGGUCGGUAGUCCGCUUCUCCGGCCCCGACACCCUCAAAUUCCUCCAAGGACUGCUCACCAACGAUGUCCGGAGAUUUGGCGAGCCACUGCACGAGCGGACCGCGACAAUCCCCACUCCGAAUAUGCCCGCCGUCUCCGAGCCGCCGAUGUACGCCGCCCUGCUGACUCCCCAGGGCAGGUUUCUGUACGAUUUCUUUCUCUAUAGGCCCGCGAAGGAGGCCGAGAAGCUUGACCCGACGGGUUCGGGUCCCGGUCCGGGCUCCACUGAUUCGACCGAAUUGUUCGCCGAUGUGGAUGCUUCCGCUCUGGAUGAGCUCUUGGGAACCUUAAAAAGGUACCGGCUAAGGUCUAAGGUUGAGAUUGAGAAUGUAGGGGAAGACUUUCAAUGCUGGCAGCGAUUUGGGGGAGAUAUCAGCGAGAAAUCUAGUGAAGUAGAAGAGCCAGGGGCAGCAGGUCUUGGAUGGGGAUCUGGUGUUGAUCUUGCUGGUAUAUCAGCUUCACAUGGCAGUGAUGGUGGAUGCCAAUGGUUCAAGGAUCCUAGACUGGAUUGCCUUGGUUUGAGAGGGAUCUUCCCAACUAAUACAACCCCACCCUUAGUUGAAGCUGAUAAGGAAACAAAUGAGGAAAACUACUUAGAAUGGAGAAUCGAGAAUGGAGUUGCAGAAGGCUCAUCCGAGAUACCAAAAGGCGAGGCCAUUCCGCUUGAAUUCAACCUCGUGGGAUUAAAUGCAAUAAGCUUUGAUAAAGGUUGCUAUGUGGGUCAGGAACUUGUGGCCAGGACACACCACAGAGGGGUCAUUCGUAAACGCUUGGUUCCUUUGAAGUUUGUUAACAACGAUGGAAAAGGUUUGAACUUCACGUUCAAUAAGUGAUUUGCUUCUCUGGCUACAACUGAAUAUCUCCUCUCUUUUUUUUAAGUGUUACUACUUCCUUUGUUUUCUCCCCAGAGGUGGAACAGCGAGUUUCUCCCGGUUCUCAAGUGAUCAAUGCCAGUUCAGGCAAGAAAAUAGGAUCUGUGACGACAACAAUUGGCUGCCGAGGGCUCGGACUUUUGAGAUUGGAUGAUGCACUCAAAGGAUCAGGUCCUUUGGCCGUAGAGGGUCAGAACAAUGUAAAGGUCGAAGCUUUUAGACCGAAAUGGUGGCCUCGUGAAUGGGUUCCGGAGCAUCAAGAACAGAGUGCAGUAGCUUAGAAUGCUAACAUUGUAAGAUGUAGACUAGUAAAUUCCUCUGGCUCUCAUGUUUUACGAACUCACUCAGACUCUUUAUACUGCUCUGCCACUUUACUGGCGGAUCCCGAAACUUGUUUUGCAUUCCUCUGUUCACAUGGAAAUAAAGUUGUCCCCAUAGCUUAGCCAAGAAUUGUUGUACUUCAACUCUCUUCUUAUCGUUUUCUUUCUCCAAAAAGCGUGGAAGGUACAGAUCAAUGGAAU